Messenger RNA from Acaulospora colombiana, 1587 nucleotides. The record is from the annotation of a GenBank genome assembly. Lineage: Eukaryota; Fungi; Glomeromycota; Glomeromycetes; Diversisporales; Acaulosporaceae.
AUGAAAUUACGUCCCUUCGUCCUCGCUUUACUACCAUUUGCUUUCUCCCUUACCUCGCUUGUCCUCGGUGAAAAAUCGACACAGCAACACUUUGAGGAGGGCGAUGAGCACUUUAUGAAAGGAAAUUACGAUGAAGCCUUGAAAAGUUUCGAUGCUGCCAUUAGUCAAGACCCUACAAAUUAUCUUUACAUUUUUAAACGCGCUGCGACAUAUAUACAGUUGAAGCAAAGUUCUGCUGCCGUCCAAGACUUCACCAAGAUUCUUAAAUUAAAUCCAGAUUUUGAACCAGCAUUACUACAACGCGCCAAAUAUUUCUUGAAAGAAGGGUCACUGAAUGAAGCCAAAGGAGAUUUACAAAGGAUAUUAAAUAAAAAGGAAAACGUCGAGGCCGGUAACUCGCUUAAAUCAAUUAUCUCAGCCGAGAAGUUGAUAGAAAAUGCCGACGAAGCUUUAAAAACAAACGACUAUGAUACGUGCAUAGAAAAAAUCUCCAAAGCUAUAAAAAUUUCAUCAAGAUCACUGCGUUUAAGACUUACUAGAGCCCAAUGUCAUUUAGGAAAAGGAGAAAUUGAAGAGGCUGUACGCGAUUUAUCUGUCGCUUCUCAGCUAAAGCCUGAUGAUUCAAAUAUGUUGAUCCGCCUCUGCCGUCUUAAUUACUUUUCGCUUUAUAACCCCGAACAAGCACGUAAUAAUCUUAAGCAAUGCCUGCGAUAUGAUCCUGAACAAAAACUAUGCAAAAAUCUUCAUAGACUGAUUAAAAAGAUUGAGAAAAAGAUCAACAAAGUUAGUCUGGACAUUGAGGGAAAAGGAUGGCAAACAGCAAUAAAUAAAUUGCUAGGACUUGGUGGUUCCAAUAAAGGGCAAGGGCUCGUUCCAGAAGUUGAGAAUGAACUCAAAAAUAUAAAGGAGGGUCUUCAGAAAAAAGAAUUAUUGGUAAAAUUAUACGGUUGGACAUGCAAAUCAUAUCAAGAGCUGAAGGAUGGUCAGAAGGCAAUAAAAUGGUGCAGUGACACAUUGAAUAUGGAUGAGAAUAGUGUAGAGGCAUUAAUUAGUCGAGCUGAGGCGUACGUUAUCAUCGAGGAUUAUGAAGCUGCUUUGAAAGACUAUACCAAAGCCCAUGAAUUAACGCAAGGUCAGGACAAACGAGUGAUACAAGGUCGCCAACGUGUAGAUAAAUUAUUGAAGCAGUCCAAAAAGAAGGAUUACUAUAAAAUAUUAGGCGUUCCAAGGACUGCUAAUAAAAAAGAUAUCAAGCGGGCAUAUAGGAAAUUGGCUCAAGAAUGGCAUCCUGAUAAAUAUAGAGGUGAUUUAACACCAGAACAAGUAGAUUCAAAAAUGAGUUCCAUUAACGAAGCAUAUGAAGUUUUGAGCGACGACGAUUUACGUGCUAAAUACGAUAAUGGUGAAGAUCCCAAUGACCCCAACGGCGGAAGUCAACCAUUUUUCUAUACCGACAAUGUUUUUAUGCGGUUUGCCAGUGGUGGGUUUCAAUUUGGAGAUGCUGACACCUCCAAAUCUUCAUUUGAACAAUUCAACUUUUCAUUGUUUCAUCCUUUUUCCACCAUCUGCCGGACAUUAUUUCUAUAG